Messenger RNA from Corylus avellana, 1500 nucleotides. Its product is annotated as E3 ubiquitin-protein ligase ATL42. The record is from RefSeq and is a predicted model, not a curated record. Lineage: Eukaryota; Viridiplantae; Streptophyta; Magnoliopsida; Fagales; Betulaceae.
AAGCUCCAUCUCAAACUAAACUUCACCUUCUCCCCACACACACAAAAGUCCAGAAGAAUGCUUGCUGGAGAGCUUUAGAAUUCUGGGAAAGUUUUGAUUUUGAGAUAAACCCAUGAAUCGGUUAAGUUCUCUGAUCAUCUUGGUUCUUCUCCACUUCAUUUUCUUUCAUGUCAAAGCACAAUCUUCCAUUGGCCAAGGAGAUCCGAAUUCACAAAAUUUUCAACCAAGUGUUGGGAUUGUCAUAGCAAUCCUGUCGCUGAUGUUUUCAGUAACAUUACUUCUUCUUGUGUAUGCAAAAUUCUGUCAUAGGCCAGGGCCUGCAGCUCAUCAUGGGGAUCUUCCACAGAACUUUGCAUUUAUUAGAUCGAGCUCUCGAUUUUCCGGGAUAGAUAAGACGGUGAUCGAAUCGCUUCCCUUUUUCAGAUUCUCUUCCCUCAAGGGAUCAAAGGAAGGACUUGAAUGUGCAGUCUGUCUAUCCAAAUUUGAAGAUAUUGAAAUGCUGCGGCUGCUGCCAAAGUGCAAACAUGCCUUUCACAUUGCCUGCAUCGACAGUUGGCUUGAAAAGCACGCCAGCUGUCCUAUUUGCAGGCACAGGGUAAGCCCUGAGGAUCCAACAAUUUUCACAUACACACAUAGUAUGAGAUUGAUGAACCAAUCGGAGCUGCAGGGGGAGGAAGCCAACAUAGGCCUCUUUGUGCAGAGAGAAGAAGAAGAUCAUCAUCGGGGGUCUUCAAGAUUUAGUAUUGGAAGCAGCUUUCGAAAAGCUGAAAAGGGUAAUAACAAGGAAGAGAUAUCCUUAAUCCAAGAAGAAGCAGAGGAGCAGAAAGUCUUGCAUAAGCACAAACACAAGAUUGUUGUAUCCGACUUUGUCUUCAAGAACAGGUGGAGCAGUGUGAGCUCUUCUGACCUGAUGUUCUUGAAUUCAGAGAUGCUUACUUCUUUGUCAAGCAACAGAUUCUCUUGUUUGGAUUCGAAUACCCAGCAGUCCACAUCUUCAGGAGCUGCAGAAAAUGCACAGAUUGUGAAGAUUAAGGAGGAGAUGGAGAUGAAGAGAUCGUUUGAGAGCAAAGUUAGUGCACUCAAUAAAACCAGUCCAGUUUCAUUUCCAGACCUUCCUUCUACAUCAAGCUAUAUGAGUCCAGGGGAGAGAAGAUCAAUGUCAGAAAUUACUGCUCUGUCAAGAUAUGAAGAUUCAGGCAUGAAGAACAGAAUUGGAGAGACUUCUUUGCUGGGAAACACUGCGAAAGAGGAAAGACUCAGGCGGCUUUGGUUGCCGAUUGCCAAAAGAACAGUUCAAUGGUAUGCCAAUAGAGACAGAAGAUCCCAACAGCCUCAGAAAACACAACAUGAAUUAGAUGUAUAGUCUAUAUCAGAUCGAUACCUCUUCAUGUAUGUUCUUCUUUUGAAUUUUGCUGACAUUUACUGAGAUAGAAGUCAGCUAGAAUUCAUGGAUACAAUAUCAUGAUGUGAUUUUAGGUACUACUUAUGAAAAAAUGUUAA